GAAUGGCACUAUGACUAUGGAAUCCUCACUGUUUUAACAGCACCAUUGUUCCUGAGAGCCUCUGAUGACGAAAAUAGUUUGGUCAACCUGGAAUGUCAUCCUCCUGAUGGCCACACACACUCGCAGUUAUGCAAUGGAAGGAAGAUAUUCUCUGUUAGAUACUCUCCUGAGAACUUCAUUGUUCAGGUUGGAGAGGCAGCAGACAUCUUGUCCCAAGGGAAAUUGAAAUCUACACUUCAUGCUGUGAGUAGACCUUUGAGUUCCACAGACAUCAGCCGGGAGACUUUUGUUGUCUUCCUACAGCCCUCAUGGGACAAAACUUUAGCUUAUCUUGGUUAUUCUUUAGAUGAAGGUGAAUCCAUUCUUAGCAAGGGGACUUCGGCCGUCAGUGAUGGAUCAACAGGGCCUUGUGAUGAAGAUGCAUUUAUGCAAGGAAUUCUGAAAAAAAAUUCCCCCUCUGUUAUCAAGGCUAAAAGAAGGGAUGACAUUUGCAGAAUUUUCUCGUCAGACAACAAAACAGUAUUAUGGUGGCAGUGGCGUCCAACAGAACAAUUGAGCACUAGCAAUGCAAUGCAGUUGUAA
Miscanthus lutarioriparius is the source of this 582-nucleotide messenger RNA. Lineage: Eukaryota; Viridiplantae; Streptophyta; Magnoliopsida; Poales; Poaceae. The record is from the annotation of a GenBank genome assembly.